UCCUCGGUCUCAGCCUGACUUUACUUUAAUUGCGCAUCAUGUCGAGCACCGUAAAGAGCCUCAAAGUCACCUACAACCCCAUCAAUGAGAAAAACACCUUUACCAAUGGUGACUGGGUCUCUGGUCAGGUCGCUCUGGAAGUGGCCAAAGACUGCCAAAUAAACUCGCUGUUAAUUAAAUUCAAGGGGAAAGCCGAGGUCAUGUGGACCGAGAGGCACGGUCAGACGACUGUCGUCUAUCACUCCAAGGAAAAGUACUUCAGCAAUAAACAUUACUUCAUCCGAGACAAGGAUGCGAAAGGAGAUGACAACCAAACACUACUGACAAGCCAGAAUGGAGAAACAUACAGCAGUGUCGUUGCCCCAGGAUGCCAUGUUUACCCAUUCACCUUUCAGAUCCCGUUCCAGAGUUUUCCCUCCUCCUUCACUGGUUGUGUUGGUAAAAUCGUGUACUCACUGGAGGCCAGGCUGAGCAGAUCAAUGAGGAUCGACAAGAAAGAUUCAACGAAGAUCAACUUUGUGACGAAAGAAGACCUGAGCCGUGACACUUGGCUAAUGACACCACAGCACGAGUCUAAGGAUAAGAAAAUGAAAGUCUUCACCUCAGGAACAGUAGCCAUGGAUGUGAAUCUUGAAAAAACAGGCUUCUUCCAAGGAGAGGAUAUAAAAAUUCUGGCCUGCAUUGAGAACAACUCGUCCCGUGAGAUCAAGCCCAAGUACUGUGUGUACAGAAAACACAGCUUCUUUGCAAGAGGGAAGAGAAGAGUCAACACUAAAGAUCUCCUAAAGGAAGUGGGAGAGCCAAUCCCUCCUUCUGCUAAUGAAAAAGUCACAAGAGUCAUCACGAUCCCCCAUGAUAUGGAGCCCUCCAUCCUCAACUGCAACAUCAUCAAAGCAGAGUACAGACUCAGGGUCUACCUCGAUGUCAAAUAUGCUUCAGACCCAGAGAUCAAAUUUCCCAUAGUCAUCCUGCCGGCCACUCAGGUUCCUGGUAUGGCACCACCACCUGCUGCUUCUGACUUUGGAUUCGAACCAUUUGGGAACACAGACCCACCAGCAUGGAGCGUACCACCGCAACCACCAACAGCACCUCAACCUUUGGAUGCCCCACCUCCUUAUGGAGCAUAUGGAAUGUACCCUCCUUUGACAGAUUUUGGCAAUAAAUAUUAGUGACAGGCCUGUGAAGAUAGCUAGACAGACACUUGGCUAUCCUGGCUUUCUUUUUUUAUGCAUCUGUAUUUUUUUGGUUACAGCUACAAUAUCAAAAAGCAAGAUUUUUGUUAUCGAACACUCUGGUCAGAGUGAAACCACCACUAUAUGUGCCCUGUGUUCCAUAGUUCAUUUGUCCUGUAUACAGGGUAGUGUUAGUGUUAUGUAUUGGACAGUAGUCAGUAGUACAUUUUCCAGUGUUGACAUAUCACCUGUGUCAGUGCAAGAAACAUGUUUGUUUUGUUGUGUUUUUUUCUGAUCCUUGUAUGAGUUCAGGGACCUGUGUCUUCAUCCCUCCUAAGUUGUAGGCUUUUGCCCUGUUUGUGAUUCUGUGAGGCUCACAUUAACUUAUGGAGAAAGAAGGCCACAGGAUUUCUUUUUGAAUGUGGCCAAUAUCAAAUUCCAGUUUGAAGUGACCCACUUGACAAAUGUCAAUCUAGAAUGAUGUAAAAGUCACAUACAUUUUGAUAUUCAUAUUGCAAAAGUGGCUCAAAUCAGAAUUGAAAAGAGCAGAUUCCAUGUGAUUUGUGCUGUUUACACUGUCAUUAAAAACUGAUCCCACUGACUGACACCACCUUUAAAUAUCAGUGUAAUAAGAAAUUAAGGCUGAAUAACUGUUACACAGCUUAACUUUCUAAAUUGUAAAUAUUGUUGAAAAACAGGAAAAUAAUUUUGAUAAACGUAUAAUCAUA
Morone saxatilis (striped sea-bass) is the source of this 1900-nucleotide messenger RNA. RefSeq names its product arrestin domain-containing protein 3-like. NCBI's taxonomy places the organism in Eukaryota, Metazoa, Chordata, Actinopteri, Moronidae. The record is from RefSeq and is a predicted model, not a curated record. Gene Ontology annotation, biological process: protein transport. Bases 39 to 1169 code for a protein of 376 amino acids. Gene Ontology annotation, cellular component: plasma membrane; cytoplasm. The transcript has 7 exons.